Molecule: messenger RNA, 1692 nt
Organism: Jatropha curcas
Lineage: Eukaryota; Viridiplantae; Streptophyta; Magnoliopsida; Malpighiales; Euphorbiaceae
Product: cytochrome P450 709B2
Molecular function (GO): iron ion binding; oxidoreductase activity, acting on paired donors, with incorporation or reduction of molecular oxygen; heme binding
Source: RefSeq, a predicted model, not a curated record
UAGUUUUAUUAAUCAAAAACACAGAAUGAGCUAUUUGGUAGCUUUUGUAGUAGGUUUAGUAGUAAUUCUUGUUACAAAGAUAUGGAAAGUGUUGUGGAAACCAUAUGCAUUGACAAAAAGGUUUGAGAAGCAAGGAAUCAAAGGCCCACCUUACAGGUUCAUCUAUGGUUCUAUCGAAGAAAUGAAGAAGCUUGUAAUUGCAGCAGCUGAUAUUGUUUUAGAUACAAAUUCUAAUGACAUUAAUCAGAAAGUCAUUCCCUAUUAUCAUAAAUGGUCCUCUCAAUACGGUGAGACAAUGUACUUUUGGUAUGGGAUGGAGGCAAGAAUGACGAUUACAGAUCCAGAGCUGAUUAAAGAAGUACUGUCCAACAAGUAUGGUUUCUAUGUCAGAUCUUCAGUAAGGCCCACCCUCAAGACUCUCGUUGGCAAACAAAGUUUGAUUUUUGUGGAAGGACAUGAUUGGCUCAGACAAAGAAAGCUACUCAAUCCCGCCUUUUCCAUUGACAAGCUAAAGAUUAUGACAAAGAAAAUGGCGGAUUGCACCAUUGCGAUGCUUGAAGGGUGGAAGAAUCAGCCUUUGGAAGCUUACAAGGAAACUCAGUGCAUGAAAAUAGAAAUGAGCCAAGAAUUUAUAAAGCUCACUUAUGAUAUAAUUGCUCACACUGCCUUUGGCAGUAGCUAUGGUCAAGGAAAAGAAGCUUUUAAUGCACAAAAGGAGCUUCAGAAAUGCUGUGUAGCUGCAAAUUCAGCCUUUUUCAUUCCUGGAAGCCAGUAUUUACCUACGCCAUCAAAUAUUCGGAUUUGGAAGCUAGACAGUUUGAUGAAGAGCACAUUAAGGGGAAUCAUAGAAAAAAGAUUGAGGUCAAAAGAUAGUACUAAAAAUUAUGGAGACGAUUUACUAGGUACAAUGAUAAAUGGAUAUUCAGAAAUUGCAGGUGAAACCAAAUUGAGUGUGAACGAAAUCUUGGAGAAUUGCAAAGCAUUCUUCUUUGCUGGGCAUGAGACUACUUCCAGUUUACUGACAUGGACAAUCUUCAUGUUGAGCUUACACCGAGAAUGGCAAGAAAGACUUAGAAUAGAAGUCUUAAAAGAAUGUUCAAUGGAAAUUCCUGAUGCUGACAUGUUAGCCAAGUUAAAAUGGAUGAAUAUGGUUCUUCUGGAGACAUUACGGCUGUACAGUCCAAUAAUAAAUCUUCUCAGGGUUCUAGUGAAAGAUACCAAAUUGGGAAAUUUGAUGAUCCCAAAAGGUACAUGUAUACAAAUUCCAGUGACAAAAGUUCACAGGAGCAAAGAAUAUUGGGGAGAAGAUGCAGAUGCAUUUAAUCCAUUUAGGUUUGGAAAUGGGGUCUCAAAGGCUGCGAAGCACCCAAAUGCUUUCAUCGGCUUUGGAAUGGGUCCGAGAGUUUGCAUUGGCCAGAGUUUUGCAAUGGUGGAAGCUAAGAUAGUGCUUGCUUUGAUUCUUCAAAGAUUUUCCCUUUCCCUCUCCCCUGAAUAUAAACACACUCCAAUUAAUCACAUUACAUUGCAUCCUCAAUACGGCCUACCCAUUAUUGUAAAACCUUUAUCUUAAUCUAAUUAGUUAUAAAAAAUUAUAGCUUAUCGCUAGCCAGAUGUGGUCUGGUUUGUGUUUUUAUUAGUUAAGUAGUGGAAGCUCAUGUUAUUCUAAUUGGGAAAUGUGACACAUUUGUUAUA